Molecule: messenger RNA, 826 nt
Organism: Periconia digitata
Lineage: Eukaryota; Fungi; Ascomycota; Dothideomycetes; Pleosporales; Periconiaceae
Source: the annotation of a GenBank genome assembly
AUGGAAAUCGACCUCCCAACCCCACCGGCCUCAUCCAUCGCCGCGAGCCCUCUCCCACAACCACGUCGCCGCCCCCUUACCCGCGGAAGCCCAAAAGAAUCGCAAUUGAUCUCAUAUCUCGACAAAAGCUUAAACGAUAUCAGAAAGAAGAUCGACAACAGAGGUGUAGAAACGGGCUAUAUCUCCUUUUCACAGAUCGCAAGGGAUAUCGAGGGCAUUGUGGAUGUAGUCUGGGUCAGCGGGUCACCGACGCUCCAAACACCCUACCUCUUAACCAUCUCCACGCUCACCAUCGACGCCCUCCCGCUUUUCCCACCAUCAUCUACCCACGCGUUCGCCCUCCUCGACAAACUCGAUGCAGCGUUCAGCUCGCUGCUCGCGGGCCGCGAUAUCGAUUCCGGCGCUGCGCUGCCUGGGUUCGACGACGGACGUCGCGGCCUCUCGACGACUGAUAAAGUCCGUAUUAAAGGCGUUGUCGAACGCAUGAGAGUCGUUGUGUUUAAGGUCGUUGCGGAAGAAGAUGACGGUGAUGCCGAUAAGGAUGUGGGGGGUAGUGCCGCGGACGGUGAAGAGAAUGGUGGAGAGCGGGGGAGACAGGAUGGAGAUGGAGAUGGGACUGUGUCGUUUGAAGGGUUCGAGAACAAUGAUGAUGAUGGUGCUGAUGUUGAUGGUGCGGCGCGGGAGGGAGAGGGAGAUCAUGAGGAAGAAGAGGAAGAUGUAGAGACUUUGGCUGCUAGGGUGUUUGAGAAGACGCUUGCGGAGUUGGGCGAUGUGCUUGGUGGGGAACCGAUUGGUAUUAUCACGGAGGAAUGAACGAUGAUGCAUU